UCCUUAAAAUAAUAGUCAAAUUUUCUAUUUUUCUUCUUCCUCUUUUGGGCUUUUUCUUGUGAAACCGUUUCACUCCUGUUUCCAUCAUCCAUCCAAUACCCACCUCCCUGUUUUCCACACACACAAACACAUCCCUUUGCUAUCACCACUACAAUUUUCCUACCUGGGUUUGAUUCCAUUCCCCUUAAUUCCCCCAAAGUUUCAUCCUUUUUCACUAAUUUAUAAUUCUUGAUAAAGAUUUCCAAGAUGAAAUGUUUUAGCAUUUUUAGCUCAAAGAAAAGAGGGAAAUCAUCACCUGAGCUUAGGGAAGAAAACCCAUCAAGGAAACCAACUGCAAGAUUGGUGAAAUCAACUGGGUCAAUUGUAUCUUCACCAAAAAGUAUACCUGAAUUGUACAAAGAAAAAGGACAUAAUUUGAGAAAGUUUUCAUUUUCUGAACUUAGAAAUGCAACCAAUAAUUUUAAUAGGUUGUUAAAGAUUGGUGAAGGUGGAUUUGGUAGUGUUUAUAAAGGCUCAAUUAAGCCUCUUGAUGGUCAAGGUGAUCCUUUUGCUGUUGCUAUCAAGAAACUUAAUAGAAAUGGCAUGCAGGGGCAUAAAGAAUGGCUUGCAGAAGUUCAGUUUCUUGGUGUUGUUGAACAUCCUAACCUUGUAAAGCUUUUGGGAUACUGCUCAGCAGAUGGAGAACGAGGGAUACAAAGGCUACUGGUUUAUGAGUACAUGCGAAACAAGAGCCUUGAAGAUCAUCUUUUUGGCCGAGCAUUGCCUCCACUGUCUUGGAUAAGGAGACUAAAAAUCCUCUUAGGCGCAGCUGAGGGUCUCACUUAUCUUCACGAAGGUUUAGAAAUCCAGGUGAUAUUUCGUGACUUCAAGUCUUCGAACGUGUUGUUGGACGAAAACUUCAAUGCAAAACUUUCAGAUUUCGGUCUUGCUAGAGAAGGACCACAAGGGGAUCAAACUCAUGUGUCUACAAGGCCUGUAGGGACAUACGGAUAUGCUGCCCCGGAAUACGUUGAAACGGGUCACCUUAAAUCAAAUAGCGAUUUAUGGAGUUUCGGAGUCGUACUCUACGAAAUCCUAUCUGGCCGAAAGGCGAUAGAUAGAAACCUACCACAACCUGAACAAAAACUUAUUGAAUGGGUGAAACAGUUCCCAGCCGAUGGCAAGAGGUUUCGGAUGAUCAUGGAUCCACGUUUAAACAAUCAAUAUUCACUUAGUGCAGCCCGGAAAGUUGCAAAACUGGCCGAUAGCUGCUUGCGCAAGAACCCUGAUGAUCGACCCACAAUGAGUAGGAUAGUCGAGGUCUUACAAGAGGCAAUUAGAGAGUCAGAAGACAGUAGCAUUUCUGAAACCCGGAGUCCGUUACCGGAACCAUCUACACGGAGAAUGGUUCAUGUUUCUUAGGUUACAUUAAGACUGGAGUUGUGAGGUUUUUGUUGCUUAGAGACUAUGUGAUGCAAGGAAAUAAUUUUUUAUUUUUUGUAUGAAUGAAUAAAAAUAAAGAUAGGUUUCAUAUGUAAGAGUUCUCUUUGUACAUACAUAUAUUCAGGUGUGUUUUUAAGUGUAAUAAUGAUAUUCUUAUUAACAUUUUUCUUUUCAAGGUGAUAGUUAACGAAUUUAUUUUGUCAAUUUUGUUUGGCAGAUGGUUGGAUAAUGCAAGACAAGUAUAUUCAACUAGCAAGUUGAAUUGUUCAUUUGUUUGUCUUUUUUAUUCUAUUCUAUAUUUUUUAAAUUUAACAAAUGUAAUUGUAUGUACGUAAUUGCUGUGUUAUUUAUUUAUUUUUUUUCUUAAAUGUGUCGUAAAGCAUAUGAUUUAAUGUAA
Molecule: messenger RNA, 1819 nt
Organism: Erigeron canadensis
Lineage: Eukaryota; Viridiplantae; Streptophyta; Magnoliopsida; Asterales; Asteraceae
Product: probable serine/threonine-protein kinase PBL19
Exons: 5
Coding region: 247-1401 (384 amino acids)
Biological process (GO): protein phosphorylation
Molecular function (GO): ATP binding; protein kinase activity
Source: RefSeq, a predicted model, not a curated record